Messenger RNA from Clarias gariepinus (North African catfish), 9493 nucleotides. It is a transcript of the gene dot1l, whose product is annotated as DOT1-like histone H3K79 methyltransferase. Gene Ontology annotation, molecular function: histone H3K79 methyltransferase activity. The transcript is spliced from 29 exons. Gene Ontology annotation, cellular component: nucleus. The record is from RefSeq and is a predicted model, not a curated record. NCBI's taxonomy places the organism in Eukaryota, Metazoa, Chordata, Actinopteri, Siluriformes, Clariidae. The coding region runs from base 249 to 4766 and encodes 1505 amino acids. Gene Ontology annotation, biological process: DNA damage checkpoint signaling; regulation of transcription regulatory region DNA binding; DNA repair.
CAGGUUUUCCCCCCUACGCCGGGCAAGAUGGCGGCGGGAGCGCCGAGGUGGAGCAGCUGCUCAGUCUGAGCAGCUUUUACAUGCGAUUUACUCACUCAAAUACGUAACUUAAAGCUGAAAACAGCACGGUUUUGUUGGUUUGUAAGUUACCUCUCAACUUUCGUUAAGUUUUGAAUAUUUUUUUAGUCAGGAUGUUCACAUUUUAGUCAUCUUUUACUCUGGUCCGAGUGAACAAGGCGGAAAGUAUAAUGGGAGAGAAGCUCGAGCUGAAGCUCAAGUCGCCGGUCGGAGCCGAAGCUGCGGGAUAUCCGUGGCCUUUACCGGUAUAUGAUAAACAUCAUGAUGCUGCACAUGAAAUUAUCGAAACCAUCCGUUGGGUGUGUGAGGAGAUCCCGGACCUUAAACUGGCGAUGGAGAACUACGUGCUCAUUGACUAUGACACGAAAAGUUUUGAGAGUAUGCAGAGACUAUGUGACAAGUACAACAGAGCUAUUGACAGCAUCCACCAGCUGUGGAAAGGUACAACUCAGCCGAUGAAACUGAAUAAAAGGCCUUCGAACGGCCUGCUCCGACACAUCCUGCAGCAGGUCUACAAUCACUCCGUAACGGACCCGGAGAAGCUAAACAACUAUGAGCCCUUCUCUCCGGAGGUGUACGGAGAGACUUCAUUCGACCUGGUGGCUCAGAUCAUUGAUGAGAUUGAGAUGAUGGAGGAGGACACUUUUGUGGACCUGGGCAGCGGUGUUGGCCAGGUGGUCCUUCAGGUGGCUGCAGCUACUAACUGUAAGCACUACUAUGGUGUGGAGAAGGCCGAGAUUCCAGCAACGUACGCAGAGGCAAUGGACCGAGAAUUCAAAAGGUGGAUGAAGUGGUACGGGAAAAAGCAUGGAGAGUAUACACUGGAGAGAGGAGACUUUCUGUCUGAAGACUGGAGGGAAAGGAUAGCAAACACAAGUGUUAUUUUUGUGAAUAACUUUGCCUUUGGUCCAGAGGUGGAUCACCAGCUGAAGGAACGAUUUGCCAACAUGAAGGAAGGUGGAAAAAUUGUAUCCUCAAAACCUUUUGCACCUCUCAACUUUAGAAUCAACAGUCGAAACUUGAGCGAUAUCGGCACAAUAAUGCGCGUUGUCGAACUUUCUCCACUGAGAGGCUCGGUGUCUUGGACGGGGAAGCCAGUUUCCUACUAUCUGCAUACAAUAGACCGUACCAUACUUGAAAACUAUUUUUCUAGUCUUAAAAAUCCUAAACUCAGGGAGGAGCAAGAAGCAGUGAAACGGCGUCAACAGAAGGAGAACAAGGACAGUAAAAGUAGCAACACCACCCCAACCAAGCCAAAGGAGCACAAGGAGUCAGGUGGUGAGGAGGACACCUCGGGGGCACUGGUACCUGUAAAGUCAUCACCUAAACCUCGUCGUGCCAAGCUGAUGGCCAAGGGCCGCAAGCUGAGCAACAGGAAGCGCGGGCGCCCCAAGAAGUCCAUCAUGGCAGCAGCCACCGAACGCAAGACCAAGAAAAAUCAGAGUGCUCUAGAUCUACUUCAUGCCAAGACUGUCUCAGCAGCACCUCCUCAGGAUGGAUACAAAUCGCCUCAAAGUCCCUACUACCAGCUACCUCCUAAAGUUCAGCAUUACACACCUGGCCAGCUGAUGCUCAGCUCCGUUCCUGCGGGCCUGCAGACUCUACUGGAUAAUUUCAAAGUCCAGUACAUGCAGUUUUUGUCCUAUAUGAAGACACCACAGUAUCAGACAAGCAUACAGCAAGCUCUGGAGAGAGAGAGGCUCAGAAACACUGAACUGUCGGGUCAAGCCCAGCGCCUGUCAAGCGUCUGUGACGCAGAGAAGGAGAGGAUCAGGGAACAGUUUCAGGGCAAAUUAGAGGAGCUGGGGGUAAAAGCAGUGACCGUCGAGGACCUGGAGCAGGCGCAGAAAGAGAUAUUGGCGCAUAAUAUGCAGCUGAAAGAGCAGACCAAGCAGCUGGAGAAAGAUAUGACUGAGCUUAAAGACCAGAGUGUGCUACUCCUGAAGGCUCGCUGUGAAGAACUGAAACUGGACUGGGGGUCUCUGUGUCUCGAGUCCCUUUUAAAGGAAAAGGCUGCUCUGCGUAGACAGAUCUCUGAGAAGCAGCGCCACUGUCUAGAACUUCAGAUUAGCAUAGUUGAGCUGGAGAAAAGCCAAAGACAACAGGAGCUUCUGCAGCUCAAGUCCUCCUACAGCCCAUGUAAAGACUCUCCAUACCGCAAGAACAUCCCUAGUCUAGAGCCCCGCCCCCCACCUGACACUAACACCCCCAAACUGGCUGAGCUGAAUGGCCUUAGCCCCGAGCUGUCUAUGAACGGCACAGCGUCUCCUAGCUAUGAGCGCGGAGGCACCAUCAACUGCUUCAAUGGCAAGAACGAGCUUCUCUCUCACUACCUGCCGAUCUCACCCGAGCACGAGAUUGUUCCCCCUACUCCAGAACCUCGGAGCAGGCCUUUAGGGCAGCCCCUGCCUGACUACACACGCUUUUCACCAGCCAAGAUUGCCCUGCGCAGGCACCUCAACCAGGACUCCUCUAUAGGCCAGGCCAGGGCGCUCAGCACCAUCCACAGGGGUGACGCUGGUGUCGUUUCCUCUCCAACUUUGAAACUGGGCUGCUCCUCACCAAGUAUACCAGAAACUCAACAAACGAACGCACUCAAAGGUGUAGAGAGAGUGAAUAAGGACAAGAGCCCAGCUGGUCCAGGUGACAGUAUAACCAGUCUCCCGAUCAGCAUUCCACUCAGCACUGUACAUCCCAGCAAACUUCCUGUCAGCAUCCCACUGGCCAGUGUAGUGCUGCCCAGCCGUGCAGAGAGGCUGAGGAAUACGCCGAGUCCUAUGUCAAGUAGAGAGCAGGCAGCAGGGCAAAACAAGCAGCCUCUAACACCUAACUCGGGGUUGAUGAACGGCUCCCACUCUGCGAUGUGUGAUCAAGACUGCAACUCCAUGUCCCCUCCACCCCACAGCAACCCCCUGCUGGGUCUUCAGUCGCGUGGAUCUGGCUCCAGCCCUCUGCUGAGCACCGGAGGAGUGCUGCAGUACGCAGACAGACCGCCUCGUCUUCCUGAUGAGGGGCACCAGCAUCACGCCCUUGAAUCCGAUCCCGAGACUCUAGACAGCGAGGCUCGUCGCCACAUGUUCUUCUCUUCCUCGUCCUCGACGUCGUCAUCCUCCUCUUCCGUAGGUGGCUCGCGUCCUCAUCAUGGAUCAUCUAAGCAGGGCAAGCAUCACAACAGCCACCACCAUCACCACCACCACCAUCACUCACCCGGCUCUCACGGCUCAGAGGGACGCAAGAGAGGUCGCCGGAAACGCAGCUCCUCCAGCCUGAUUCCAGCAAGUGGAUCUCCAAAAAAGAGAUCAUUCCCUGGGAUUAACUACUCCUCAGGUUCCCCACUUAAUAUUAACACCAUGGUAAACAACAUCAAUCAGCCUCUGGAAAUCUCGGCCAUAUCGUCUCCGGAGCAGACGGGUGGCAGCCCGUGUGAGACGGACCUGGACCAGCCGCCAGUACUGAAGAGAGAGCGCCCUCUGGAGAUCAAUGGCUCCAACCGUGACUUAUCCAAUCUCAGCUCAGACGAUGAGGAGACCGGAUAUCCAGCAGACAGCAGCUCCUUACGAAUUGAAAGAAAAAUUGCAACAAUUUCUCUGGAGAGCCGAGAUGGUGAGAGGGGUUCACAAGGCCGUAAAUCAGGAGCCAGUAGCGUGAGCAGUGAUGUCUCAUCUUCCUCCAGUAAAUGGAAGUCGACCUUUUCACCCAUCUCUGACCCCAAGCCCACGCCUCCAGACCUCCGCCAAAGCAGCUCUCCUUUCUGUGGUGGCAUGUCCUGUGGCCCAGACUCCGACUCUGAGCAGAAACCGCAGAGGAGAGCAGACCGGGACCGGAGCGAGCAUUACGGGAACCCUAAACCCUUCCUGGGUCUGGACAAAUCCAGGGAAUCGUUUCCUAAACAAAAGGCACGGGAGUGGGAGCUGAAGGCCAUCGGUAGUCUAACCAGCCAGAACCUCUUCAUCUCUGCUGCAGCUGGCGGAGGCCUCCUGUGUGGGAAAGCGGGUAGAGCCACUGCAGUUUCCUCUGCGUCCUCCGUGGGGCAGUAUUUCCCUCUGGGCGGAACCUCGGUCUUGCAGUCUUUAUUCGGAGCGCAGGCUCCCAACCCGGCCACCAGCGGACCUCCACGAUUGGUCAACGGUCACUCUGUGCUGGGCAGCUUUUCUAGUGCUGGACUGGCAGGGGGCGCUGCAGGAGGGAUUUUUCACCACAUGACGCCUUCAGUGUCCUCUCAACAGUCUGCGCCCCCCAGUUCCCAGCACAGCCACUCCUCCUCGCAGCAGAGGAAUCUGGACUCCAAAGCCGGGGCCUUGUUCCUGGCCCAAUAUGGCCGCACGCAGACUGUCCUGCAUACUCCCUCCCCUCCCGCGCUUUCCCUACCUCCCCCUCCUCCCCUUCUCAACACUUCCUCCUCUUCCUCCGCUCCUCUCCAGCCCUCCCCGCCAUGCUCAGAAAGGAAGCAACCCGUUUCCCUCCAAACGCUACAUGUGCCCGCUGCCUCCUCUUCAUCCCCCUCUCCUGCUCCUGUCACCUGUAUCACGACCACUCCCGCUGCCUCCUCUUUGUCUCGGCCCUUUACACUGCCCUACCUGCCUUCUUCAAGCAGCGGCGGCGGUGGUGGAGGAGGUAGCAGCAGUGGGAUGGUGACCUCCUGGAGGACUCUGGGUAUGCAGGUGCCCUACACUGCUCGGCCCAGAUAGCGGUGCCAUGAGCACACGGGGAGGGAGGGAGGGUGUCAGAACUUUGGGGGAAUUUAUAAUUAGGAGCUGCUGUAUGGUACCUGCCAAGCUUUUGCCGCAGUCUGAACAAGGUAACUGAAGCUAAUCUACCUCAACCCAAUGCAAACCUAUGCAAUGGAGAAGGUGUAGACCAUUGGACUCUCCAUCACCGGUGCUCCGACGUUAGUUAAAGCCACCCGGCGGUGUCAGAGCAUGACACCGGCGCAUCUUACAGAAACACAUGCGUGUACACACACACAUACACACACACAAAUAAACAAACAGGUCAGGACCACUCAACACAAGUCCAGUUAAAGUUCUGAAAGGGAGGCACUGACAAAAGUGAAUACGCUUUUCAUCAUCAGUUUAAUUGUGUGUUUAAACAACGCCUUAGCGGAUGGGGAGGUUCGAUUUUCGUAUUGUGUUUGGAAUCUGUAAAAAUGUUUUUUUUUAUUUUUUAUUUUUUUUAGUCCAGUAAAAUUAAAGCAUCAGCUGAGCAUUUAAACUUUAAACUUAUUGGACAUUUUGCUCAGUGCUGAAGCUCAGCACUGUGUCUUAGCCUUUGAACGUUGCCUGGAUUAUUACGACUCACCUUCUUUUUAGAGGUAAAUGUGGGAAUAUAGACUUGAACAUGAAAAUGUGAUUAUGAAAAAAAACGGAAAACUGUAAUAGCAUCAUGAUUGAAACCAUUUGAAGCUGCAGUAUUUGCUGCAUUAUGUGCUUAUAUAUUCCUUUACAUUUACACUGGGUAGAAGACUGUUCACUACAAACAAGUGAGGAAACUCGUGCGUUGUUUUGGGUUUUUUUUUUUUUAUAUAUGAAAACUCAUCAACACAGUGGCAAAAGCACAAAUGUAUUUAACAAAACCUCAAUAAGGCUUUUAAAGAGAAGUGUAUUAAUGUAUAAUAGAAUAGGUUAUCAUUUAAGAACAAAAAAACAACAGAUGAGAUAAUUUCAUUGUUUUUAAUCUGAUAUUUCUUAACGAUGCCUAGACCUGUAAAGUUAGAGCUCAGAGUUGGACAUGAUUUAAUUAAAUCAGGUGAUUUUUUUUUUUUUUUUUUUUUUUUUCCUUUUUCUUCUGAGACAAAUAAAGAUUCGUGGUGCUGAAAAACACUUUUGCUCAGAAAGGUGCUAGUAUCUGCUUUUGGAUAAUGCACAUCAUUAAUGUCGUGGUGCUCUCUGCAAGUAGGAAAACCACACAUACACGCAUAAUUGAAAAAAAAAUCUUCAAACACUGGUAAAAAUGUAACAUUGCAAAAAAACAAAAACAAAAAAAAUCUACUGUGCAACUGCCGCAUUUUUAAGCGUUUUGUACUGUGAAUGGAAGUAACUCUCAAUGUUUAAUUGUAUAUAAUUUCAAAUAUUUAUCAUUUCUGUUGUGAUUGUUUUUGUUCAUUUUGUGUUAACGUACUGCAUAAUUAGUUUAACUCGUUUGUGUGUGUGUGUGUGUGUGUGUGUACAUGGCAAGAAAGAUAAAAAAAGAAAGAAAAAAACAUGGUGCUACAAUCUAACUCUGGACUGUGCCUAUUUAUAUUAUGAACAUCGUAUAAGAGACAGAUUCUUGGGUGCUUCUGUUGACCGGGACCUCGCGUUAUGUAGCACCAAGUGAAAAGCAAUCAGACGCUACAUUGAUCCGAAGCGUUUAUUUAUAAUUCUUUUUUUUUUUAACAACUGAAUUCUUACUUGAGCUGUAAAGUGGGGGUUCUGUCUCCACCGGUGCUGGCGUUUGGCCUCCUCACAGCCAAAGCCUUUUGUCCACCCUGCUUCCAGCGUUUAGAGCUUUUUCACGGGGUGAAAGGUCAUCUUUCAUAGGCACAGCUUACAGCAGGGUUGGGCGAUAUGACAGAAAUGUAUCAUGAUUCUCAAUAGCAUUUCUUAUACACAAAAGUAGGUGUUACAGGAUGUACAGUGACAGAACAAGCAUUCAGACUCUUAUUUAAUAUACAUCAAGUGCACAUACACACUGUCUGGUAAAAAAAAAAAAAAAACUUUUUUUUGUUGAGGUUUUCAACUUGGUCUGCAUACACAAAGCAACUAAAGAGAUAUCUGAAAUGAAUGGAAGGAUAGUACUGGACCAUCGACUUAAAAAACUCUUUCUUCACACAUAUAACAGUACACAGUUAAUAAGCAUUGAUAUUAGCAAUUACAUCUUUCUACAGUAAGAAGUAGUUAAAUUUUUUUGGGGCAAAUGUCUUUUCAGUUUCUCAAAAUUUGCUUUGAUGAACUUGCAUAAUAUUUUCAUAAUACUCCCAACAGUAUGCAAAGUCAGUGCCCUGAUUAAGCCAUGUUGGGUGUCCCUGAGAUAUUGUAUAUUGUUUCAGGUCAUUAUCUUGUUCAAAUCUCCAUCAUCUCCCCAGAUUCAAUUUGAUAUCUAAUGAGAUCAAAUCCUCACUAAGACUAAUGUCUCAGUACCGCCAUGCACGCCGCUCCCACCACCGUACUUCACUGUGGUUAUGGCGUUCCUGAGAUUACACAACAUACUUUACUUUUUCCCAACAUGAUGAGCUGAAUAAAUGCUAAAGAGUUGUCUAUUUCAUUCUUAAAGAUUUCUGAUUAGUUCAAAUGCUUGUGUGCAAAUUUCAGAAGUUGGAAACUUCAGUUUAUUUACUUGAACUUCCUGAUCAUUAAUCGGAGCGUCUGCGCUUUAAGAAACAUGGGAAACUGUCUGAAUGCUUGUUAGCCCUCACUGUGUAUGUCAUGGAAAAAUGUAAUUAUAAAAAUACACACCCAGGGAGGCCUAAAGGUCUGGAUCUGUUGGCAGAAAUGCAUGUAGAAGUGUAAAUUACAGCAAACGCUCAAAUUCUUCAAAUUCUUUUGACUUCAUGGGACUUCAUGGGUUUAUAUCCUAAAUGCAAGAUUGUUUCUUAAUGUAUCAGGUCUGGGGGCCAGGGUAGCUCAGUGGUUAAGGCAUUGGACUACGGUUCGGAAGAUCUCAGGUUCAAACACCACGUUGCCACUGUUGGGCUCUUGAGCAAGGCCCUGAACCCUCAACUGCUCAGAUGUGAAAUAAAAUAAAGUUUUUAAUUUAUGUAGCGCUUUUAACAAUGGUCCUUCACAGACUAGAAACGAAAAUUUCGGGAAAUUAAUUUGAAAUAUGUGAGGAAAAUAUGUAUUAAAAGAAAUGUCUGUCUGACAAUUAGGACAGUCUGACUUUAGAUUCUCACAAAGUAUCUGAAACCUUAAAGGGUGCUUGGUCUGUUUCUGUCCCUUCUUCAAUCAAAGCCAUCUUUGGUAUGAGAUUAAAAGAAGAAAGUUAUAAUUUUAUGUACGAAAUCAUGCCUAUGGAUCCAGACUUCUGCGUCUUUCUGUGUAUAUAAAAUAAAAAGCUUUUUUUUAUGUCAGUCUGUUUAAUUUAAAUUAGCAGCUUCUUGUUGGUUUGUAAAGUAAAAGGAAUCAAGUUCUUCUAACAGUUUAUUGAGAUCAGUGCUAUAUAAUCGUACCGCCCAUCCCUGCUUGUGUACAGCGGCUGUAACUGGUGUCGUGGGAUCACUCAAAUACAACUUUGUUUGUGAAUCUGUUUUAGUCCAUAAGAAAAAAUAAAUAAACAAACACCUAACCCAGGACUCUGUAACCACUCUCCUGACAUUCCCAAGUGUGAGCCUGUAAUCCGGAGUGAGGAAGAUCUCACAAAUGAUCUUGGUGUAUAUAUAUAUAGGCUAACGUUUCUAACGAAUGAGAGCCGGGUCUUUACUCCUCUCUUUGUGUUAUCCUCACAGCGAUGUUGAAUAGAGUACAGAGUUAUAAAUUACAGAUGUUAAGUUCUCUGUGAUGUCAGGACGUCGUGUAGAACAGCCAGAGCUUACGGUUAGGAUCUUACCAGCACUGUCUAUAUAUUAUGUAGUCAUUGUUCAGGUUAGUUGUACCAGUUUGUGUUUUGAUUGAUAUAGUUCUUUUAAUUAGAAUUUUAAGCUCCUGAUAGUUUGAAUAGACUUUAGACCAGUGAAUAAUGGUGCUCUCCUACACUUUAAACAAGGUGAAGUGCAGCUAAAUAUUUACAUACAGACAAGAUUUAAUCAACUCCCAUACAAGGUUUGCUCGUUGUGCUUUGUGUGUUGUUUCUUUCUUAUUUACAGCUUUCGAGGGUGAAAAUGAUAUCGGACUUCUCUAAAGCUUCAUGCGUGGAAGUGCUCGUGUAAUUCUCCUUAACAUGACCGUAGAUUAGGGUAGUGUAUACGUAUUUACUCAGGUACAUGGAAGAUUAGACUUGUACAUUUCAAGGCAACUUCGGUCUGUAAUGUUGGUAUAAAAAUGUAAAGAUGCGUUUAGAUCUGUAGUCUCAGGAAGAUGCCUUACUGGUUCGACCUCACAGGUUGUCUCUAAUAAAAAGGGAAAGAUUAUAAACAUCGCGCAUGAGUGGGUUUUGAGAAACAAUGUUCUUUCUUGCAUUCUUUGUAGAUGAUAAGGAUUUUCUCCCCUUUUCUAAUGUCUCCCAGCUUUCUCCCCACCACGUUUGUGUGACCUCUCUACCUGUACUUUCUCUUCACACUAAGUUAUAAAGAAAAGAAUGAUCGUAGUUCUAUGUCAAAGAAAAGUAACUCUGUUGCAUUGCUUUCAUGUUGAACGACCAAACUUCCACUCUCCACAUAGAACAGUAUAGGAUGAUGGUGCAAUAAGUCUUCACCAAUGUUCUAAUUGCUGUUGUUGGUGCUGGUUCUAUUGCUUAAUGAAGUGUUUCUAAUUAAAAUAAAAUAAAGUAAGAAAUAAUACAA